Messenger RNA from Phytophthora infestans T30-4, 1413 nucleotides. RefSeq lists its product as uncharacterized. The record is from RefSeq and is a predicted model, not a curated record. The coding region runs from base 43 to 1413 and encodes 456 amino acids. Gene Ontology annotation, biological process: protein localization to vacuole. Gene Ontology annotation, cellular component: vacuolar membrane. NCBI's taxonomy places the organism in Eukaryota, Oomycota, Peronosporomycetes, Peronosporales, Peronosporaceae. The transcript has 2 exons.
AAAUCUCAAAGCGGAACACCUUCUCUCCUAACUGCUCGGGCCAUGAGCGCGGUCCCCAUGGACUCUUCGGCGAUACUCGUCUGGAUACUGUACGCCAGCGUAGCGCUGGUACUUUUCCUCCUCAGUACGGCGCUUAUUCUCUACGCGCAGCCCAAGAACGGCGCGUCUUCGUCACUCGCAGCUUUCGCCGGCACCUCCACACUCAGUGCGGCGCCGCUCACCGUUUCUUCGCGCUUCGUCAACUGUGUCUGCAUUUUGGCGCUCUACGUGUCACUGCUGUGCCUAUUCACGGCCCCUGUGGACGUUUACUUACUCGAGAAUGCGCUACCACAUGUGCCAGCGAAUAUUCGGGCACUUCGAGUGAUGUACCAGGUAUAUUUUGCAGCCUUGGCGCUGUAUUCCUUCGUAGGCGCGCCACUGGCUUUCAAUUACGCCAAACAAACGGAAAUUGCACACUUGACGCUCAAGUUCUCUACCCGAGACCGACUAUAUGCCGCUACUAAGCGCACAGCGUGCUUCCUAUUAGGUCUUUCGUUCCUGCUGGUCAUGCUCAUGGUGGUACUGCUUUGCGGCAAGCCUGCUAACUCUGAUAUCGACUGGUUAAGGCCGUUACUCAAGUUUUCGUCGGAUCUAGAGACCUUUCUACGACUAUUAGUGGGCAUUUUGGCACUUACGGGAAUGUACCUUUGGCUGUUCGUAUGCAGUCGAGGAUUAGCUAGUGUGCCGUUGGUGGGGCUGCUGAUGGAAGACCAUAGCAUUGAUGAAAACAUGGCGACGUUUGAAGAUCUACUUCAAGAGAAUGCGAUGGAGACUCAAGCAACGAAACAAACAAGAGAGACAAUACUCCAGCGAUACGUAGUCGAACAGCAAAUGAGCGGAGCUGACCAGGAGCGAUUAUCGCAGUUAAAAACGCGUGAAAAGCUUCUGGAAGAACGUCGCGAGGUGCUGAAUGCCAAUCUACAGAAAUUCGCUCUAACCGGCAAGUUAUCUUGCUGGAAAAUCCCGAUUGGCGUCGUUCUGAUCAUCUUGUCGCUGCUGAUCGUGGUUUCUAUGCUUAUCACAAGCAUCGACAAGAUGGCACACUCCAAUUUCGAGCGUGGAUUCCUCUUGAACGCUCCAGAGUUCCCUAAUCCGAUGGAUCUGCUGUUGGUGCUUGCGUCGCGCGUCUUUCCGCUGGACUAUGUGGUCUUCGCAGUGCUCUUCGUGUACCUGUUCACGAUUUCGUUGAUUGUACUCAUGCGCCACGGUCUUCAGUUUUUGUGCUUUCGACUUGGACGCCUGCAGCCGCGCCUUACCUCUGCUGCCACGAUGACAAUGCUGUCGCUGGUGUUGAUGCAGCUUGCUAUGGUGGGACUGUUUGCGCUGCUCACUCUUGCGCCACAUCUGGAGGGCUGCAGACACAUUGCCGCAUGA